UGAAGAACCAAUGAACAUAAAUCGUGGAACGUGACGUAAGGUUCCCUGUAGAAAAGGCGCGGAGUGUAUCUCAAGGCCAGAGACCGCGGAACAGUGAUAGGGGCUGCCUGCUUGAGUCUUAAUGUAUAGUCUUAGUCGACUCCUCCUUCUCGAUUACUCACAUGCAUCUUUCUUGGCAAAGAGAAAAAAAAUACUAAAGGAAAACAGCUUCUCUCAGACCUCCAACAGGAUCCAAAAGCAACAAAAAUUCAAAUUGAUAACGAGUUAUAGCUUUUGUUUUGUUAAAAAGCAUAGGCUACAUGUAGAUUUUCAUAACAUCAAUGCUGUUUUAACACCAACUUGGACAGUGUAUUUUAGUUAUGUGACAAACUGAAGAGGACGCAGCUAUACAUGGAGAUGCACGCGCCUACAAUCUCAGACGCUGUUGUGUUCUUGGUUUUUUCUAUUCCUUCGAUUCGUGUGGAAAUCAUGUUAGUGUUACAGUGAUGCAGGAGUAGAGGAUUCCAAUAAAAGUAGCCACAGUGUCCAUUGGUCGAGUUAGUAUUGGUCGGCGAAGGACUAAUUCAUUCGUUUACUAAUGCCCUGCAAAAUGUUUUAAUCCAAAUUCCCCUGAAGAAAUAGGAGGGACCAGUAGCAGACCCAUGCAACCGGGCUUCGAUAGUUGGUAUGUUUUUAAUUCCUUAGGAAUUAUAUAGCAAAUGGCAUUUCUUCUCUCAUGAUAAUGGAAUAACAUAUUGGUAUGCUGCAUAUAAUUAAUUAGCAUUAGUAAAACGACGGAUUCCGUCACUUUAAUUACUGAAUUAUAGCCUAUGAGAGAGAGAUGCAGAGAUUCGGAUGAUGAUUUCCAUUGGCAGAUGAUAGUGUGGAGAACACGUGUCCAUUUUUGCCUCACAUUUUUUUUCUGACCCGGAAUUCUUACAUGUCACACCAAGAAGGGAAAUAAUCUGACUGCCAAUGCACGGGCUAGGUUUGCGUCUUAUGGAAAUCUUUGGUUGCAGAUCUGAGGAAAACACGUAUAAUAUCAUCCCCUCUGCGGCAACGAUGCUUUUCCACGGACUCCCUGGAGGCGACAUGCACGGUGUUGUGGAAGAAAUGGAGCGGAGAGGAAAGAGCGAAUCCGCAGCUAUCAGUUCGGCCAUAGACAUGGGAGAAUCUGAAACGAACAUGCAGUGCAUGAACAGUGACAGGGUGGCUCUGUGCGCGGGCUGCGGUGGGAAGAUUGCUGACCGCUACUACCUGCUCGCGGUAGACAAACAAUGGCACAUGCGCUGUCUCAAGUGCUGCGAGUGUAAACUCAACCUGGAGUCCGAGCUCACCUGCUUCAGUAAAGACGGAAGCAUCUACUGCAAGGAAGAUUAUUACAGAAGGUUUUCGGUCCAGAGAUGUGCCCGGUGCCACCUCGGGAUCUCGGCCUCAGAGAUGGUGAUGCGGGCCAGGGACUUGGUGUACCACUUGAACUGUUUCACCUGCACAUCCUGCAACAAGAUGCUAACGACUGGGGACCACUUUGGCAUGAAAGACAGUCUGGUCUACUGUCGGCUGCACUUUGAAAAUCUCAUACAGGGGGAAUAUCAGACACAUUUCAAUCAUGCGGAUGUAGCCUCUCACAAAGGACUGGGACCUGCCAACGCUUUGGGACUAUCCUACUUCAACGGCGUGGGGACUGUGCAGAAAGGGCGGCCCAGGAAAAGGAAAAGUCCCGGGCCAGGAGCAGAUUUAGCAGCCUACAAUGCCGCACUCAGCUGUAAUGAGAACGACGGUGACUCUAUGGACAGGGACUCCUACAGCUCCAGUCAGAAGACCAAGCGCAUGCGGACCUCCUUCAAACACCACCAGCUGAGGACCAUGAAGUCCUACUUUGCCAUCAACCACAACCCAGACGCCAAGGACCUGAAGCAGCUGGCCCAGAAGACUGGCCUCACCAAGCGUGUACUACAGGUCUGGUUCCAGAAUGCUCGGGCCAAGUUCCGGCGGAACCUGAUGAGACAGGAGAACACGGGCGUGGACAAGACCUCAGACGGCUCCACCCUGCAGGGGGGCACACCCUCUGGCCCCGCCUCAGAGGCCUCAAUGAGCCCCUCCAGCACACCCACGACCCUGACGGACCUGACCAACCCCACCAUGCCCACCGUCACCUCCGUGUUAACCUCUGUGUCUGUCAGCAUGGAUGUUCACGAAUGCAGGAGCCCAUCGCAGACCACCCUGACCAGCCUGUUCUGACGCCCCCUCACAGACUGCCCCCUUCAGCUUCCUCUGAUGCCCCCAACCCUUUAAGCAAACACCCUGACCAGCCUCUCCCCUGACCCCCCCCCCCCCCCCCCCCCCCCGACUCUGUCCACUCGGAACCUAAACACAGACCCUUGACAGAGACAUUGAAUGGACUAGUAAAACUAAGGUAAAGGAAAAAGGAUCUUACUUUUACUCUGAGCCCAUUUUAGAAUAUUUUGCAUAGUGAGGCUGCAAAGCCUUGCAGAAGGAACCGUUGUUGUUAUUCUGUUGUUGUUGUUGUUGUUGUUUUGUUGAGAACUGAAGAGACUUGAUUUGCAUUUUUCAGUGUUUACAGAAUGAAACUUGGGGAAAAGAAGAAAAAAAACUGCUUAAUUUUGGAAAUUCAUUUUUUCCAGCACAAUAUUUAUGUUGUUGUACAGGAGUCACUGUUAGGAAACAUUGAGAAGGAUUGUAAAAUGAUGGGAAAUCUGAGAUUAAACACAGGCUAAGAUAUCCUAAGACUGCAAUGUGCCUUACACUCCAUUUUAUCUUCAAUUGGCCCCAACAUAUCCAGACCUAUUUCUCCCAGUAACAUCAGAUAGAUACACAUGUUUUGAACCAACAGAGACUAUUUUGGAUCAAGGGUAUAGGAGUAAAUGUGUGUGUGUUCCGUGUGUCUGGUGCAUGUGUCUGUGUGUGUGUGUGUCUGUGUGGGUUUGUGGUCUUAACUGCUGUUGAAUAAAUCAAAAAUUACAUAUUUACACGCACACACAAACACAGAUCUGGCGUAUGAUAUCAUACAAUAGGUUGAAAUGAAACAGCCAAUGAAAGCUUGUUUUGUUUUGAAAUAUUGUGAUCUUACGAUUUGCAUUUAUCUUACAAGAACAUCAAUUCUAUACCUCAUUUACAUAAGAACUUGAUAUCAAUGAAGAUGGUUUUGCUGGCUAAAUCCUGCUGUGACACACAGUGCACACUGGCAUCCCGACCUCUUACCUCAACUCAGCUUCCACUGUUCAACACAACUGGGAAUUUUGAAUUGCAAUUGGUCAAAAUGUUGUUUCCCCCACCAGGAGUUGAAGCACUAAAAGCCAAUAUAAGGCUAUUUUCAAGUGUAUCUUUAAUCAGACACAAUGUAGCAUGAUAUGUGUAGGCAGCGUGUUAUGUCCAACCAAGAGAAAAGGCCAGCUAUUUAUAUUUGUGUUACAGUAAAUACCAUAAUUAUCAUAAAGCUCUAAUUGUGGGCUUCUGUUUAAGUUGUGCAACCAUUUACUUCCAAAUUCUGUUACGUGAAACAACAGUCAACUGGCUACAAAUGUUUAAUUUUCCCUUUUGUAUACAGUAUCACAAGCCAGAUAUUUUACUCAUAGGGAAAAAAAAAUGAGUUUACGAGUGAGAAUACGCAGUCAUACGGUUCCUUCCACCUUCAUCCCUCAAACACUACUACUACUACUACUACUACUACUACUACUACUACUACUACUACUGUACCAGCUACUGGUCUCCAAUGAUGUAUGGUUAUUGACUGAGGACUUACUGUUUUCCUGCACCUUCUUGUACAGAUCCUGACCCUUCGAUGUAGUCUUCAGUUCUGUAAGAAAUAUAAAAAAUUCAUUAUAACUUAUGUCAUCCUUACAAAUUUGUUCCUUCACGUCUGUGAGUUUUGUAUUACACCAUUAAAAGCACUAACCUAUUUUGCAUUGCUCGACUAAAGCCUCACAUUGAGAUGGUCUGUCAUCUAUCUACUGUAGUGGAUGGUGGUACUGUAGAUGUAUUGUCAUAGGAUCAAAUCUGUCUCUACAUAUGCAUUCCCUUCCUUUCAGCAUUCCAGGGAUUCUGUGCUUGUGUGGCAGAUCCAGUCUAGAACCAUUAUUGGAAUUGCAGAAAUGAGGGUCAUGAGAGGCUUGCUCACAUAACCAUUCAGACCAGGGCCGACUGGAUUUUAUAUGAGCUAAUGUUUUUUAGGGGAAUUUACUCGGCCACAGACAGUUGAAGAAGAUCUGAACUCUCACAAUAAAGGCACGGUUUGGACCAACCUCUAAGCCCCUGGUAUAAAACUGGUCACUUAGCAUCCGCCAUGUUGGCUCCGAGUUAUAGUAUGUCAACAGGCUGGUGGUGCUACCAUACGUGACCCGGGUUGCUGUACACACUAUGUCAACCAACCCGUUAACAUUUAACAGUAAGCCAACAUAGAAACACCUACUCCGUGUGGACCAGAAAAGUUAGCAACAAAACAAGCUUCUCUAACAAAGAGACCGUUGAUUGGGGUUGGUAAUCAUAAAACAAACUGUUUCGUGGGCAGCUUUCCCCUCUCAGCUGGGGCAAUAUGUGUCCCAUUUUCUCAUGGCACCAGUGACCGCCCGCUCAGCUGAAACUAAUAAUAUGAGGAAUUUCAUCUCUGAUUGUAAAUCCACACCAAGCCAGACUAAAGGCGUCCGCAUGGUCCCUCACUGAAACAGUUCGGAAGAGUUCGUGCAUAUAUUAUGAUGACAUUUUUGUGACGAUUUUGUUCAUUUUGGACUUCGGUAAGGGUUUUGUUUGGUUG
Messenger RNA from Oncorhynchus kisutch (coho salmon), 4750 nucleotides. Its product is annotated as LIM/homeobox protein Lhx2-like. The coding region runs from base 955 to 2220 and encodes 421 amino acids. NCBI's taxonomy places the organism in Eukaryota, Metazoa, Chordata, Actinopteri, Salmoniformes, Salmonidae. Gene Ontology annotation, molecular function: DNA-binding transcription factor activity, RNA polymerase II-specific; RNA polymerase II transcription regulatory region sequence-specific DNA binding. The transcript is spliced from 5 exons. Gene Ontology annotation, cellular component: nucleus. The record is from RefSeq and is a predicted model, not a curated record. Gene Ontology annotation, biological process: neuron differentiation; regulation of transcription by RNA polymerase II.